UAUCUAAGUGCAAUGCAUAUUUAUUUGCAAAAGAGAUCAUGGAUAUUACAAAUCGGCUACUAGAUGAAAAUGUUUUAAUAACUCUUUGUGUUAUUAUUCACCUUUAACAAGCACCAACAUCAAAAAAAAAAAAAAAUGUGCAGCGUAUAUCUGUUUGCGUUGUAGUUGCUACUUUAUGAUUGCCUAAUACACAGUUCCCGAUGCUCGUGGAUGAUGUAAUGGUUACGGUCUCCCAUUGAAUGGGCAUAAGCUACCUUUUGAUUUCUCCUGCCGCUCCAUGCAUGUGCCUGCCGCCUAGCAGCCAAUGGGUGGGUAAUUCCUUUCAAGAGACGAUCCACCAGAACCUGCUAAUAUGGCGAUCCAGACCACCUUGGCACCGCCCCGGAAGGCCCAGCCGGGGGCAGCGAAGUCCAGCCUGGUCCAGGCCAGCGUCACGGCCAUGCAGAGCCCCUCGGCGGCCGCCGGCGACGCCAAGGCCAACGGCCACUGCCCCCUGCCGCGCCUCUCCAUCUCCUCGCGCUCGGCCAGCGUGGUGGCCAGCAUGGACGCCGGCUACGAGGGGGCGGAGGCGGCGCUCCACUCGGUGAUGAAGUGGAAGACGGUGCUGGGCGUGUUCGUGGUGGUCCUGCUCUACCUGGUGUGCGGGGGGCUGGCCUUCAGGGCCCUGGAGCAGCCGUUCGAGAGCCACCAGAAGGACAGCAUCACCCACGAGAAGUCGGAUUUCCUCAAAAAGCACUCCUGCGUGACCCCCGACGAGCUGGAGGCCCUCAUCCAGCAUUCUAUAGACGCUGUGAAUGCCGGAGUGAGUCCCAUCGGAGACACAUCCUACAAUUCCAGUUACUGGGACCUUGGCAGUGCCUUCUUCUUUGCCGGGACCGUCAUCACAACCAUAGGCUAUGGGAAUAUCGCACCGAGCACAGAAGGUGGGAAGAUAUUCUGUAUCCUAUACGCCAUCUUCGGCAUCCCACUGUUUGGGUUCCUGCUGGCCGGGGUCGGAGACCAGCUGGGCACUAUCUUUGUGAAAAGUAUCUUGAGAGUCGAGAAGAUCUUCAGGCAAAAACACAAGCAGAUCACCCAGAUGAAGAUCAGGGUGGUUUCCACCAUCCUCUUCAUCCUGGCCGGCUGCAUCGUCUUCGUCACCAUACCUGCUGUAAUCUUCAAACACAUUGAGGGCUGGAGCACCCUGGAGUCCCUCUACUUUGUUGUCAUCACCCUCACCACCAUCGGAAUAGGAGACUAUGUCGCAGGCGGAGACCGGAGGAUCCAGUACAAGCCUUGGUACAAGCCUCUGGUGUGGUUCUGGAUCCUGGUGGGCCUGGCUUAUUUCGCCGCUGUUCUCAGCAUGAUCGGGGACUGGCUGCGAGUGCUGUCCAAAAAAACCAAGGAAGAGGUGGGGGAGAUCAAGGCUCACGCCGUGGAGUGGAAGGCCAACGUGCGCGCCGAGUUCCGGGAGACGCGGCGGCGGCUGAGCGUGGAGAUCCACGACAAGCUGCAGCGCGCCGCCACCAUCCGCAGCAUGGAGCGGCGGCGCCUGGGCCUGGAGCAGCGCGCCCAGUCCCUGGACAUGCUGUCCCCCGAGCGCCGGGCCGUGUUCACCAGCCUGGACGGCGGCCGCUUCAAGACGUCCUCCCAGGAGAGCAUCGACACCAAGCUCCACAACCUGCGGCUGAAGGGCGCCGGGGAGCACCACCCCUGCGGCCCCCUCGAGCCGCCGCGACCGCCGCAGCCCGUGACGACCGCCGCCGACGCCGCGACGCUCUCGGCGACGACGAUGGCGACGGCGGUGCCCAGCUGUUCUUCGUCGUCCUCCCCUUCGUCGUCGGAGGAGAACCUGUUUGGCCUGCGCUUCGGCUCGCUCACCAAGCUGGUGAAGCGCCCACGCCACUGCGAGCCCAAGAGGGUCAUCCCGGAGGACGUGCGGCGCAUGUGCGAGGCCAUGAGCGAGGGAGGGGGCGAGGGGAGAGGGGGAGCCAUGCUGGGGGAGGAGGUGGAGAGGCUGGAGGAGGAGGGGGAGGACAGGGGGGAGGUGGAGGAGGAAGAGGAGGAGGAGGAGUCGGGUGACGUGGAGGAAGGGGGAGGGGAGAGGAGGAUGGAGAACAGCAGCAUGACGAACCUGUCGCGCUACGCCAUGGAGCGCUGCCAGCUGAACGCCAUGCUCAUGCAGGCGUGCGCCACAGAGGAGGAGUUGUGAUAGGGGGAGGAAAAACGUAGUUUAGACGUAGAUAGACAUAUAGAGUUAGGGAGAGGGAGAGGGGGAGAGAGAUUAUUAGCAGAGAAUAAGUGAGGGAAUGCAGAACCGAGGGCAGAUCCAUUCAGAUGUCAAGGAGAAAUGUGCCUUUUUUAGUUUUUUCCUAAACGUCCAGAUACGGGAGUGCUCAGAAAGACUUUUGUGAGGGUCUCUGUGCCAUAAAGCCAUGGGAAUCUACUGUGUCGCCAAAAAGAAAAGAAAGGAAAGGGUAGAGAAAGCGUAGACACGUGGGUGAGAUACCUUGUUUCUCAGUUCACGAACGAACAACGUGUUCCUUGCAUUUCAUAACUUUCCCCAGCCUUCACCAACCUUCCUCCUCCUCGCCUCUUGCCUCUUGCUUGGCCUUGGCAGCCAUGGUGAUUUUUUUUUUUAAUAUAUUCGAUGUAACAAUGUAAGCAGGAGGACCCACUGCCCUUGUGACAUGGUUCUUCAGAACAUGCUAUCGAUCCCCGCCUUUGCAUCUCGUACCGUGUGGAGCUAUUUUUAGCUUUGUCUGCAUAUGCUACAAAAUAGCCCCAUGGUCUAACAAACACAGUCGUUUACAUUAUGUUUUCUGCUGGAUUAAUACACUUGAUGUGCAUUCACCCAUCUAAACCGACAUUUACGAUUAUUCCUUCAUGCUGUGGAACGUUUUUUGUUUCAAAGCCUUAGGAUAUGAAAUGCUAAUUUAAAAGAUUGCAGGAAUCUCUUUUCCUGGUCUUUAUUGUGCAUGGUUGUUGUACAUGAAGCUCUUACCCAAAUGCAGUCCAAUAUGUACCUGCUUUCAAGAAAUCUUGGGAGUAAUAGCAGUGCUUACUGUCAGACUUUGGUCGAUCUGAAAUCACUGAUAUUCCGUUUUCUUUUUACUUAAAUGUUUUUCUCCUGGUUUUAUAACCAGGAGAUUUCAAAUUAUUGAGAUCUAUUUCUUCAUUUCAUUCACGAUUCGCUCACCAUGACUUCUAAGGGCUGGAGUCCAGGGGAAAAAAACAUUGUCUUAGUAAGACUCAUAUUCUCCACGUUACGUUAUGUUGUUUCUUGAAGCUUCUCGCCAACAACACAAUUCUCCUUAUUUGUUUAAUAAUUGAUUUUAAUUUCCCCUCACCAGUAAUGUCAAAAACAGCUGUAUGAUUGCCUAUUUUUAUUAUUAAUGAAUGUUAUGCGAUCCAUUUUGUACACACAAAGCAUGUUUUCCCCUAUAUUUGUGACACUUAAAACUUAGCUUCCCUAUUUUGUAUGAUAUAGCAAUGGAAAUUGUAAGGAAAUAUAAGUUGACAACAACAACACCUUGACAUCGUGUUUAAAUGUAUCUGUCCACAACAAAAAUGUGUGGUCAGAAGAGCAAGGAUGUUAAUGCAAGGAUGCUCAUGUUCAUGUUGAAUUGUAUGUUCUCUAUUUUUCCCUAAAGCUUUAUCCAAUGAGAAACUGGCCUUUUGCGUUUCCAAUGCAUUUAAAAUGGUAGGUAAGGAUGCCACUGUCCAUUGCCUUCAUGGGAUGCAACAUGAGCAUGUAUCAUUGGCCUAUGAUGCAUGUGUUCAUAAAGGAGAAUACAGUUUGUACUGACGAUCUAUAUUCAUGAUAUAAAUGGUAUUUGCCUGUCCAUGAACCAUCAUCGGUGAUAAGUUGAUCUUGUCCAGACUAUGAGUUAUUUAUUAGGUAUUCAAAGAGUAUCUGUGGAUACCUAUUGUUAUUUUAUAUUACAUCAUUUAAUUUUAUAUGAAAUGUAGUGAUUACAUGAAAUGUAGUGAGUGCCUUUUCACUGAAUAAAUAUAAAAUGAUAACGAA
Molecule: messenger RNA, 4009 nt
Organism: Gadus morhua (Atlantic cod)
Lineage: Eukaryota; Metazoa; Chordata; Actinopteri; Gadiformes; Gadidae
Gene: kcnk10b
Product: potassium channel, subfamily K, member 10b
Exons: 7
Coding region: 353-2191 (612 amino acids)
Biological process (GO): stabilization of membrane potential; potassium ion transmembrane transport
Cellular component (GO): plasma membrane
Molecular function (GO): potassium ion leak channel activity; outward rectifier potassium channel activity
Source: RefSeq, a predicted model, not a curated record